Molecule: messenger RNA, 1865 nt
Organism: Papaver somniferum (opium poppy)
Lineage: Eukaryota; Viridiplantae; Streptophyta; Magnoliopsida; Ranunculales; Papaveraceae
Product: sodium/pyruvate cotransporter BASS2, chloroplastic-like
Exons: 13
Coding region: 296-1564 (422 amino acids)
Cellular component (GO): membrane
Source: RefSeq, a predicted model, not a curated record
CAAAAUCCAGUCUGCCAAAAAGAAACAAGCUUUACAAAGAAGUUUUCGACUCCUUAUAGUUUGUCUCUGUCACUUUCUCUGUACAUGAAUUAUUAAUUUGAUAAGCAGGCAGGGCACACUUGUGAAGAGGGUCAAAUAUCUGUGGUUGAAAAUCGCAGAUUGCGAUUUCCCUCAUUGUUUUUCACGGGAUACAGUCGAUAGUUAGAUUUCUAUCUUUCUUUGCCUAUUGUCUUGGAGCUUCUUUUCAAAAUCUCCAUUUUUAACACCAAGGGUCUCAGCUUUAUUCUGUUUUCUCAUGGCUUCUUCAUCAAUGGGUUCUAUGUCUAGAUUUCUUCAUAAAGAUUGUAGUUUACAGUCCAAUACUACUACCCUUUGCAAAUCGGCAUCUCUUUUAUCUCCUAGAAGGGUUCAAAUCAAUUUUGAAAGUGGGAGAAGAGGGGUUUCAUUAUCAAGUGAAGGAAGGAGUUCAGUGAAAUGCAGUGUUCAGAGACCCAUUUCUCCUUUCUCAAUAACAAGCCCUUCAUUGAUUGCUAAAACUUCAGGGCGUCAGCAAGUAUUAUGUCAAGCUGAAGCAUCUGGCAGUGUUCCUGGUAGCACUCCUGAAUUAACUACAUAUGAACUUGUAGUUGAGAGGUUAACAACUCUUUUUCCCGUAUGGGUAAUACUAGGCACAGUUAUCGGUAUUUACAAGCCAUCAGCGGUUACUUGGCUACAAACAGACCUUUUCACUGUUGGCUUGGGUUUUCUUAUGCUUUCGAUGGGAUUGACAUUGAAAUUUGAUGAUUUCAGGCGGUGUUUGAGGAACCCGUGGACAGUAGGUGUAGGAUUUCUUGCACAGUACAUGAUUAAGCCCUUGUUAGGCUUCUUUAUUGCCAUGACUCUGAAACUUUCUGCUCCUCUAGCCACUGGUCUUAUUCUGGUUUCUUGCUGCCCUGGAGGACAAGCAUCAAAUGUGGCAACCUAUAUUUCCAAGGGAAAUGUGGCACUCUCAGUUCUUAUGACCACUUGUUCAACAGUUGGUGCUAUCAUGAUGACACCACUUCUUACUAAAGUUCUUGCUGGUCAGCUUGUUCCAGUAGAUGCAGCCGGUCUUGCAAUCAGCACUUUUCAGGUUGUUUUAGUGCCAACUAUUCUUGGAGUGUUGCUGAAUGAGUAUUUCCACAGCUUCACUCAGAAAAUUAUCACAAUCACACCACUAAUUGGGGUUAUCUUAACAACUUUACUAUGUGCGAGCCCGAUUGGUCAAGUUGCAGAAGUCUUGAAGACUCAAGGGGCACAACUUAUAGCUCCCGUGGCUCUCCUUCAUGCUGCUGCAUUUGCUAUUGGUUAUUGGAUUUCUAAAAUAAACUUUGGUGAAUCCACUUCUCGUACAAUCUCCAUAGAAUGUGGAAUGCAGAGCUCAGCACUUGGGUUUUUACUUGCACAAAAGCACUUUACAAAUCCCCUUGUUGCUGUUCCUUCUGCUGUCAGUGUUGUUUGCAUGGCGCUUGGUGGAAGCGCACUUGCUGUCUACUGGAGGAACCAACCAAUUCCAGCUGACGACAAGGAUGAUUUCAAGGAGUGAACCUGUCCACCGUUAACCUCUAAAACCAACUAAUUUAGGGUGUGUUAAAUCUCUUUUUUAUUUCGUUUCGUUUUAUAGGGGAGACGUAAAAUAGUAAGCUACUAGAAGUUUUUAGGAGAAUUUUGUGUGAUUGUCUCAUUUCUUGUUUCCUUCCCAUUUGAGUAUGCAGCAUCAAAAUUGUAUCAUCUUCGAAAUAAAGAGUAGUACUAUUAGAAUUAGUGAUUGCUAUAUUAAGGGGUUAUAAAAAGGUAGGUACUCUUCGAGUAAAUCUUUGAUUCAACUGAAUCCAAGUUUCAAAACA